GCUCGGUCUUUACUCAUAACCCAACUCUUUGUUAGAUCCGCAUUUUGUCUUCGUAAACCAUCUCUCUCUAGCUAUUCCCUAUGUAGUGUACAUCUCAAAUAACGGACACCAGCUCGAUGAUCAACGACAACUAAAGUGAUAGGUAGCGACAUCAAGUGCAAUGAACGGUGGUGGCAGAGGUGAUGAACAAUGACGGUGAAGAUGAAGGGUUUAUUAUCUAAACCUAUCAGGUGCUUUAAUACCUAGAGUACGACUAUGAUGAUUUGAAUCUGCUCAAGGGGCGAGGACGAUUGAGGUGACAUGGGCAAACAGGCGAUGAACGGUUGCGGCCAAGCGUAUGACUCUGAUGAUUCGAAUAUGCUCGAGGGGCGAGGAUGAUUGAUAUGACGUGUGGAAACAUCAAGCACGAUGAGCGGUGGUGGUCAAGGAGCGGAUGAAAACGAUGAAGGUGAAGACUAGAAAAUAAAAGGCCAUUACUCCCGGCCACGUGAACGCAAAGCUGCCGGGCUUCCGUUGUAUCUUUCACCGCUAAACCGAAAUAUCGGGCAAACCCGCGACCCCUCUGUUUUCGCCUUCUGGUUUACUUCUCUCUCUCGAGCACGCAUCUUCCCCAUCGCAAUUACCAAGCCCUAUCCGGCCCGAUCUCGCCGCUAAUUCAGACUUUUUAAUUCCAGAUCCAUUUCCGGUAAGCAAAUUCGUCGAUCGUACGGAAAGUACUCUAAUUUGUAGACCCACUCGAUUGUACAUUUAAUUCAGUAGGUUUAUUGAUUAAUUGCGUGUUGCUAUGCAUUUCUGGUACCUCUGAGUACAUAUAUGUAGAUUAUCCUUUACGUCUAUACUUUAGUGGAAUAUUUGUUCUUCAAAGUAUAAACUGUGUGUAGAUUUGUGGUUCCGGAAAUACGAUUUUGUCUUGUUUUUUGUUAUGAGAAAAUGCAUUUCUCUACCUUCGUACACUUUUUGCUUCAUUUUCUUCUAGUUUUGAAUCCGAUUAUACAUUUGCCUGGGCCUCUCGUUAUAAGAUAUUCCUAUUGUGUUUUGGUCGCAGCUACAUCUUGACAUCUUGUUAUGCUUGAAGUUUCUAGCUGUAGGGUGAUGUGGAUUAGCUUCUUUUUUAUUGAAAUCUUGAUUGAUGUUUGACACUCUCACUGACAAGUAUGUCCAGUGUAUUUACAGUGUGCUUUGCUAAGAAUUGAUUUUUUAAGACCUAAUGGUCACAGUGACACAUAUACUAGAAAUGUUGUGGUUUGUCCGUGUCAUAUGUGCAUGAAUUUGCGAUAGGACAUAUUCAAUUCAGGUCGAAAUUGGUAGUGAAAAAAGGGGAGGGUGGUUACAUUGACAGUGAUUAUUCGGUCACUGGAUUUAUUUACUUUUUUAUUUGCAAAUUUUUUCCUUCAGAUCUAGCAUAUGUGGAUUAUAUAUUGAAUCAUACUAUUGUCUAGUGGUUCUGAUUAUGGAUUCUGUAGAUUUAAUGGUCUGUGCUCUGCCACUUGUUGCUUAGAUCUAUCAGGGGGUCAAGAGUCUGUCUCCUUCUCAUAGCUAUGGCCUCAUCAUUAAACUUGCGGAGGAUAUACUGGGCUGCUUUAUCAUAUUUCAUUCUCAUUUCACAUGCAUGUCAUGGGUUUUAUUUGCCUGGAACCUACAUGCAUACAUAUUCACCUGGUGAUGAAAUCUUUGUCAAAGUGAACUCAUUGACCUCAAUUGAGACUGAGCUUCCAUUCAGCUACUAUGAUCUUCCUUAUUGCACACCUCCGAAUGGGAUUAAAAAAAGUGCUGAGAACCUUGGGGAGUUGUUGAUGGGAGAUCUAAUUGAGAACUCUCCCUACCGUUUCCUGAUGAACGUUAACGAGUCACUUUACCUCUGCACUACACCGCCACUAAAUGACCACCAGGUAAAGCUUUUGAAACAAAGGACUCAUGACCUAUAUCAGGUCAACAUGAUUCUUGAUAACUUGCCUGCUCUGAGAUAUGCUACCCAAAACGGGAUGAAGAUUCAGUGGACAGGAUUUCCAGUUGGGUUCACAUCACAAAAUACUAAGCAAGAGUACAUCAUUAACCACCUCAAGUUUAAGGUUUUGAUUCAUGAGUAUGAGGGGGCUGGUGUAGAAAUAAUUGGCACUGGAGAAGAAGGUAUGGGUGUUAUAACAAAUUCAGAUAAGAAGGCUUCUGGUUAUGAAAUUGUUGGUUUUGAAGUGACCCCUUGUAGUGUGAAGUAUGAUCCUGUCAAAAUGGAAAAGCUCCAUAUGUAUGACAGUGUUUCUUCUAUAAGCUGUCCAUUGGAUCUUGACAAAUCUCAGAUCAUCAGGGAGCAGGAGAGGAUAUCAUUCACUUAUGAGGUUGAGUUUGUGAAAAGCGACAUCAGAUGGCCAUCUCGAUGGGAUGCUUAUCUGAAGAUGGAAGGUUCUCGGGUCCACUGGUUCUCAAUUCUCAAUUCGGUAAUGGUGAUCGUCUUCUUAGCUGGCAUUGUUUUUGUAAUCUUUUUGAGAACAGUCAGGAGGGAUCUAACGAGGUAUGAAGAAUUGGACAAAGAAGCUCAGGCACAGAUGAACGAGGAACUUUCUGGCUGGAAGCUUGUGGUCGGUGAUGUCUUCAGAGAGCCAAACCAUUCGAAGCUGCUCUGUGUUAUGAUUGGAGAUGGGGUUCAGAUUACCGGGAUGGGAGCAGUGACAAUUGUUUUUGCCGCCCUUGGUUUCAUGUCCCCAGCAUCUCGGGGCAUGCUGCUGACUGGGAUGAUUCUGCUUUAUCUGUUCUUGGGAAUUGCAGCCGGUUAUGUUAGUGUCAGACUGUGGAGAACAAUCAAGGGGAGUUCAGAAGGGUGGAGAUCAGUUUCUUGGUCAACCGCAUGCUUCUUUCCAGGGAUUACUUUUGUUAUCCUCACUGUUCUAAAUUUCAUUCUUUGGGGAAGCAAGAGCACCGGUGCGAUUCCCAUUUCGUUGUAUUUUGAACUCUUAGCCCUAUGGUUUUGCAUAUCUGUACCUCUAACUCUAUUGGGAGGGUACCUUGGAACAAGAGCUGAGCCUAUCCAGUUCCCUGUACGGACUAACCAGAUUCCCAGAGAGAUCCCAUCUCGCAAAUAUCCAUCAUGGCUUCUUGUUCUUGGUGCUGGAACUCUUCCUUUUGGUACCCUUUUCAUCGAGCUUUUCUUUAUCCUCUCGAGCAUCUGGUUUGGGCGGUUCUAUUAUGUCUUUGGGUUUCUGCUCAUCGUUCUCCUCCUGUUGGUGGUAGUCUGUGCAGAAGUUUCUGUUGUCCUUACUUACAUGCAUCUUUGUGUUGAGGACUGGAUGUGGUGGUGGAAAGCAUUCUAUGCAUCCGGUUCGGUUGCUUUGUAUGUGUUCUUGUACUCUGUCAAUUACCUUGUGUUUGACUUGCAAAGUCUGAGUGGGCCCAUCUCUGCCACGCUCUAUCUUGGCUACUCUCUGUUGAUGGCAGUUGCAAUCAUGCUUGCUACUGGCUCUAUCGGUUUUGUGACAUCAUUCUACUUCGUCCAUUACCUUUUCUCUUCUGUUAAGAUUGACUGAGUAGCUAGAUAAAUGAGUUAAAGAGAUCUUUUCCUGGAAUCUUUUACCUGCAAAUGCUCUGAAGCAAGAUAUUCUCAGGUUACCAUGUAGUUUUUUUCCUUUAUGUUUUUGCAGCUAUAGAUUUGUAUCAAAUAUGUGGUUUAAUCGUAGUUCUUUCUUCUUGGCUGUGUAAUACUUUUUUUAAUAGAUAACUUUUUGCGUUCUGAUUUCUCUGUUUCUUCUGCCGCGUAGAACAAACGUGGUGUUCAUAAAAUGUCGUAUUCUGGUGUUCAGCUAUCUGUUAAUUUUGUUCAGAAUUUAUAUUUACCAUGAAUAAUACAAUUAGUGGAUGAAAACGUUG
Molecule: messenger RNA, 3855 nt
Organism: Cuscuta europaea
Lineage: Eukaryota; Viridiplantae; Streptophyta; Magnoliopsida; Solanales; Convolvulaceae
Source: the annotation of a GenBank genome assembly